AUGCCUAUGGAACCUAUGGAUAUCAUGUGGAUGGCAAAGGCACCCACCGUCAACGAUGUUGUUUCCAAGUCGAACAUCGUGUUCAAGCCAGCUGUUGGACAACAAACUUCUCCUACCACUACCGUCGAUGCUGGGGAUAAUGACUUCUUCUGGAAACCAAGCAGAAUGGGACGUUUAGAUCGUACUCUUUCUGCCGGUUCCAAUGAGGAUCUCCAUGAGCGUAAGACAUCCUUCUCGGAGGGAAGCACUUCUUCUCCAGUCGAGUGUCGUCAACGUCGUAUGUCCUUGUCCGGAAUUUUGGGAAAUGCCGGUGGCUUCAACUGGGGACAGAAUUCCUCUAAGGGCAGUCCAGUAGGACCUAUCUCGGAACGUCGCAUGUCGUUCACCGAGGAUACGAGAUUGAAGGAUUUGAUGAAACAUCAAACUAAAAUUCUCGGAGAUGAUGGUGCUGGAAGUGCAUUCAAGAGAAAAGAUUAUACCAUCUCGAACUAG
Molecule: messenger RNA, 492 nt
Organism: Auanema sp. JU1783
Lineage: Eukaryota; Metazoa; Nematoda; Chromadorea; Rhabditida; Rhabditidae
Source: the annotation of a GenBank genome assembly